Messenger RNA from Pimephales promelas (fathead minnow), 4487 nucleotides. It is a transcript of the gene snx18a, whose product is annotated as sorting nexin 18a. Gene Ontology annotation, cellular component: plasma membrane; cytoplasmic vesicle. Lineage: Eukaryota; Metazoa; Chordata; Actinopteri; Cypriniformes; Leuciscidae. Gene Ontology annotation, biological process: endocytosis; plasma membrane tubulation; endosomal transport. The record is from RefSeq and is a predicted model, not a curated record. Gene Ontology annotation, molecular function: protein binding; phosphatidylinositol binding.
ACUGCGGUCGGUGUCGGACGGGCGUACAGCACAGCGGCUCUGGAUGGUGAAUUCCACGGAUGAAGAAAUUAUUCUGCCCACCACUCUGGGAAUUUUGAACACGACAGCUGAUAAUCACGUUAUCAUUAAGCGGUGUGAGGAGGACUCUGGAGAUAGAUAGAGAGUUUACGGUUCCCGCAGCUGACGCGCAAGUUGUUGUCAGUCUCGCAGGUUAGUGAGUGAGUUUGGGUUAGAGUUAGCUAGCUGAUACGCUAGCCUUAUACGAUUUUAAAUUCAUCGAAGCUUGUAUAUAUUUUGUGUCAUGGCUCUGCGAGCGAGAGCUCUGUAUGACUUCAAUUCAGAAAAUCCGGGGGAGAUAUCAGUGAAGGAGCACGAGAUUGUAACUCUGUACAGCGAGCAGGACAUUGAGGGCUGGCUGGAGGGGGCGAACAGUAGAGGGGAUAGGGGGCUUCUCCCUGCGUCCUACGUCGAGGUAUUGAGGAAUGACACCGUCUCGUCUUUUAACAACAACUCUCGAUAUGCCAACAUUCCCACUGGUGGUUUUGACUUAAAAAAACAGACUCAAGAGAGCUACAACAGUGCACCAUCAGCACCCAGCUUCACUGCCUACCCUGCUCUACCUCAACAACAACAUCCAGGGACCCCAGCCAGUGAUGAUGAUUGGGAUGAUGACUGGGACGAUCACUCGUCCGUUGCUGACGAACCAGGGAUUGUUAGUGGAGGAUACGGGAAUUAUGAAGGUAACGGACCCUCUAGCUACAGCAUCUCCACAUCCUCCAUGCCUAGAGGUGUACAGCAAGGCAAAAGUUCAGCCACGGUCAGCAGAAAUCUGAACAGGUUCUCCACUUUUGUGAAGUCAGGCGGUGAGGCAUUCGUCCUGGGGGAAGCAUCCGGCUUUGUGAAGGAUGGGGAUAAAAUUUGUGUGGUAAUGGGUCAGUACGGUCCAGAGUGGCAGGAAAACCCUUACCCAUUCACUUGCACUAUUGAUGAUCCCACCAAGCAAACGAAGUUCAAAGGCAUGAAAAGUUACAUUUCCUACAAGCUGACGGCAACCCACACGCAGAGUCAGGUCAACAGAAGAUAUAAGCAUUUUGAUUGGCUCUAUGCACGGUUAGUGGAGAAAUUUCCUGUCAUUUCAGUGCCACAUAUUCCUGAAAAACAAGCCACCGGUCGCUUUGAAGAAGACUUCAUUUCUAAAAGGAGAAGAGGGCUGUUAUGGUGGAUGAAUCAUAUGACCAGCCACCCUGUACUGGCCCGGUGUGAUGUUUUCCAGCACUUCCUCACCUGCUCCAGCACAGACGAAAAGUCUUGGAAGCAAGGGAAGAGAAAAGCAGAGAAGGAUGAGAUGGUCGGUGCUAAUUUCUUCCUCACCAUCAGCACUCCAGCAGCCCCUCUUGACCUGCAAGACGUCGAAAACAGGAUUGAUGGAUUCAAGGCCUUCUCCAAGAAAAUGGAUGACAGCGUGAUCCAAGUCAAUGCCACGCUUAACGAAUUUGCAAGGAAGCAGAUAGCUGGGUUCAAGAAAGAGUAUCAGAAAGUGGGACAGUCUUUUAAGUAUCUAAGUCAAGCAUUUGAGAUGGACCAGCAGUCAUACUCGGUCGGUUUGAACCAAGCAAUUGCGUACACAGGAGAAGCUUACGAAGUUAUUGGAGACUACUUUGUGGAGCAGCCUAAACAGGACGUGGACCCUGUGAUGGAUUUGUUAGCCCUGUACCAAGGACACCUUACCAACUACCCUGAUAUCAUCCAUGUUCAGAAGGGUGCUCUGACGAAGGUGAAGGAAAGCCAGAAGCACGUAGAGGAAGGGAAGAUGGAAAGCCUGCAUGCGGACGGCAUCAGGGAACGCUGCAACAUCAUCUCUUUCGCCACGCUGGCUGAAAUCCAGCACUUCCACCAGACUCGAGUGCGGGACUUCAAGUCCCAGAUGCAGCAUUACCUCCAGCAGCAGAUCAGCUUCUUCCAGAAGAUCACAGGCAAGCUAGAGGAGGCGCUUCAGAAGUAUGACGAUGCAUAAAUGAACCACAUUUCAAUUGGACUGACAGAGCUUUACCUUGCCCAGACAAGAGUCUGGUGAGGGUUAGCCAGCCCCUAGCAAUAUAUGACAAACCAAGAGUCUAAGAUUUAUGAAAUCUAUCCCCAUACAAUGAGUGUUCAUUAGAAGGAACUGAACUUUUUUGGGGAAAGCAUUUAGUGAGAUGGCGAUAAACGUCUAGUCUGGACUGUGUUUUCCUAUGUGAAACUGCUGAGGAGGACAGAAACACAGAGAACAUGGAAUAUCUUUGAUCCUGCUACUAAUGUCAUAUUUUAAACAGUGUUCUUCACACAGACGAAUUAAAUGUUAAUAUGACUUGAGGGGUUUGUGUGGCUCCUCUCUGCCACCUUUUAAACACUCGAGACCCUCUUAGCCGUUCUUAGAUGUUUACAUACCCUACAGAGCCGCUGUCAUCACUGUUGUGCCUUUCUAUCUCGUCUUGUUGGUAUUUUUAUAAUUUCUUAAAAAGAACUAUAUAUAUUAUUCUUAUUCUGAAAAUUGUUUUUACAAGGUUUGAUGUUAUUAUCUUAAUUAUGUUAUCUUAAAAGUCACCCCUGCUUAAAAUGGCAGGACGAAGGAGUAGCAGGCUCAUGUUUGGGAGUAGCUUGUCGCAAUGCUCUAAUUGGUUAUCCCAUCUGAUUUGCCCCCAGAACAGAAUGUCAGAAUGUGCAUUUGGGGGAAAACCAUAGUCGUAGACAAUUGAGCAGGCAGGCACAUACAUUUCUUUCUUUUUUUUUUUUUUUUCUUUUUUUUCUUUUCUCAAAUGUGAUGUAAGCAGGAAGCACAGCACACUCAGGAUAACAUGAGUUCAUUUUGGACCUUUCUGCCUACCAGUUUUUUGGCUUAUGACAUUUCUCAAAACUUACAGUCAGAGAAUACAGCUUAUUUUCUACUCCAGAUUUCUACUUAUGAACCACACCUAGAUGUUCUGAAAUAUUGAAGAAGAUUACAAAUAAAUUGUUCACCUAAUUGCUUGUUGCAUUGUAUAUAUUUUGUAUUUUGAGGUAGGCACAUUCAAACACCACAUGAACAUAUUUUGAUCGACUAAAAGUAGUUUCUAAAUAAUCAAUGGCAACAAGAUGUCUGUUUGCUGUUACUUGUCUUGAUCAUAUCAUGUGCAGGCAUUGUGAAAAGGAGAACAGAUGCAAAUAGAAACACAAAACGGGUUUCUUAAAAGGGCUGCACGAUAUUGAAGUAAAAUGCGAUAUUGGAUAUGCAAUACAAAACUGCUUUGUGUAAAAUCAUCUUUGAUUUAUAUAUUUAAAAACUGAAAAUGAUAUAACCAAUAAAUGUUUCAUGUUCUUUUCCUGAAAAGAAAGCAUCACUACAACUUUUGAAAAUGAACAGCAUUUUAGCAUUACAUAAAAGGUAGUGUCACAAAUUAAAAAUAUCAUUUUAACAUCAAACAAACAAAAAAAAGCUGUUUAAAACCAGCAACUCUGAAUCAACCUGAAUCCUUAACAUCAAGAACAUCCAGGUAAACGUAAACGCAUAACUAAACUGGGGUGGACGAUUUGUUUUUUUUAUUAUCUUAGUUAUUAAAAAUAAGAACAAAGAGGUUUGCAAAAUUAUGAACAACAGGGCAAAUACAAUAAAACAAAGAUACAAAUUAAAUAAACAGUGCUUUAAAUUUUUCAGGUUGGCCAACAUAUUAUUACAUAAGUAAGAAACAAUACAGGAAAUGCAUAAUCAAAUGUAAAAAUAAAACACUGCAGUAUUCAAAUGAAUUAAACAUACACUGAUUCAUAUUGAAGCUAUAAAAUGUCCUCAUUUAAGAGCAGUAAGUGAUUUCUUUUCUUUUUUUUUUCUUUUGUUGUUUGACAGACAGCAGAAGGUAUACUGUAUUAGGCUCCUGUCACUUUAAGACCUAAUGAUCCAAUUGACACGCAUCGGAUUUCUUUCCCAUUUGUUUACAUUCACUUAAUGCAGACUGUGUUUGCAUGAAUACUCGCCCAGACAGGCAUUAUGACAUAACUGUGCCGAUUCAACUGCAAUAAGCCAAUAAGAGAACUGAAUUUGCCAUCACUGUGCGAGCAUUUCAAUUGUGCUUCAGUCUUGACCUAAAACUGACUUUAAGCAACAUUUUGAAGUACCCUAUUAAAAUCAUUCAGAUAUCCCAUAUGCAUAUUGCAAUAUAUUGUGCAGCCCUAAUUCAUUUGCAAUCUUUACAUUUGUUGUUUUCUUUUCCCUUUUUUUUUCAGUAUAUCUAGCCGAUAUUGAUUCAGUUUUACAACUAUAAGUGUUGUGCUGAAGGGAAGAGGAAACCUUUUAAGCGUCUUGUAACUAGUGUUGAAGCAUGAAAAAUGUGAAAGUGGAUGCAGAUGUUUAUUUGUCAACACUUGUGAAAUAUAUCAACCCUAUAUUUUCACAUUGUACAUGAUAAUAACAAAGACACUUGUGAUUGUUAGUUUGCAUCAGCAAUAAAAACACUUCAAAUCUUGUUUACCACAACAAA